AUGUCGGAGAGACUUUUCCAGAGACUCGACACCGCCAAGACACAGUACUACCACUUCAAGGCCGUCACCGUGACAGGAAUGGGGUUAUUCACUGAUGCCUACCAUAUCUUUUCUAUCACACCGAUCUUGAGACUGCUUGGACACGUAUACUACGAAUCCAACGACAACCAAAUCCCGCCUUCCGUCGAGUGCUCCAUGCUGGCUAUUGCUCUUCUUGGCACUGUGAUUGGUGAACUCGUCUUCGGCAGGCUCGGGGAUAUUGUAGGGAGGAGGCGCUUGUAUGGCCUCGCCUUGAUGUUCAUGAUGGCCGGCUCCUUCGGUUCUGGAUUCUCCAUGGGCACUUCACGAGGCUGUGUUUUGGCAAGUCUAGGGUUUUUCAGGUUCUUUCUUGGGGUAGGUAUCGGAGGAGAUUACCCGCUCUCAGCAACGAUCAUGUCGGAGUAUGCUAACAAGACGAUGCGUGGCGCCUUCAUGGCGGCUGUCUUCUCGAUGCAAGGGUUUGGGAUUUUGGCGAGCUCGGUUGUGACGAUGGCGGUGUGCAAGAUAUUUAGCCGAAUUUACCCUUCGCCACCAAGUGAUCCAACACCAAAGGAAGCCGAUAUGGCUUGGAGGUUGAUAUUGAUGCUGGGUGUUGUUCCUGCCGCGGCAACGUUUUACUGGCGGAUGAAGAUUCCUGAAACGGCAAGGUACACAGCUUUAGUGGAAAAAAAUGUCCCCCAAGCUACCUCGGACAUGGAGCGAGUCCUAGAAAUGUCCCAUCGCCAAAUCGCGGAGGGCCAUCCCUUACAGCCGAGCCUGUCGUCCUACCCUCUCUUCUCCAAGCAAUUCUUUCUCCGCCAUGGCCGCAACCUCCUUGCCUGCUCUGCUGCAUGGUUCCUCCUCGACAUCGUCUUCUAUAGCAGCAGCCUCUUCCAAUCCAAGAUCUACCACAAGUACCUGCGCGAUGAACACACUGGCAAGGCAGUCACUGCCUUUGAGGUCGCGAGUCUCCAGGCAAUUGUGGCAUGCUACUCGACAAUCCCCGGCUACAUUGCUGUCUUAUUCCUAAUUGACCGCGUCGGGCGGCUUAGCAUCCAAGCCAUCGGGUUCGUCCUCAUGGCCAUCGUUUACUUUGCCAUCGGAGUGCCAUACGACAGAUAUUGGAGGAGCCACACGAAUAAGUUGUUCAUGUUCCUGUACGGCCUGACAUUCUUCUUUGCCAACUGCGGGCCUAACACGACCACGUUCAUCUUGCCGGCAGAGCUUUUCCCUGCGCGAUUCAGGACGACAUGCCACGGGAUUGCCGGGGCUGCCGGAAAGGUCGGGGCGAUAAUUGGCGUGGUGGGGUUCUUGAUGGCCUCACAGGAUGAUGACCAAAAUGGGCACAAGAAGGCAUUGGGGGGGAGAUUUACAUUGGUCACAUUAAGUGGGAUUUGCGUGGUGGGGAUGGCGGUGACCAACUUGUUCACGAAGGAGACUAAGGGAACAUCGCUUGAGGAGAAUGAAUGA
Messenger RNA from Rhodamnia argentea, 1488 nucleotides. Its product is annotated as probable inorganic phosphate transporter 1-8. The transcript is spliced from 4 exons. Gene Ontology annotation, cellular component: membrane. The coding region runs from base 1 to 1488 and encodes 495 amino acids. NCBI's taxonomy places the organism in Eukaryota, Viridiplantae, Streptophyta, Magnoliopsida, Myrtales, Myrtaceae. The record is from RefSeq and is a predicted model, not a curated record. Gene Ontology annotation, molecular function: transmembrane transporter activity. Gene Ontology annotation, biological process: transmembrane transport.